UUAGAAUGAGCGACGACACGGACUCUCCUCCCGAGAGGGAGAUGAAGGAUUUUCAAUUUCGACAUAUGAAGAAAGUCCGAGUUUUCCAGGCGCCCGAGGACUUGCCAAGGGAACGGUCCAAUCUGCUUGCCAUCUCCAACAAGUUUGGAUUGACCUUUGUUGGGCUUAACAACACAUUUAAAGUUUACCGAACAGUAGACAUACUGGCUGCUGAUAAAGUGGAUGGAAAUCCCAAUGAAAUAGUUGAUGGGGUAUCACCCGUGGCGGAGGUGACUGCUGAGCUGGCUGUGCACCACUUGGCCCUCAGUUGUGAUGACCUCACACUGUCAGUGUGUGGCGUCUCUGAAGCGGCGGCUUUAUCUCUUACUUUCUAUGAUGUCCGUACUUUUUUGAACAAGGCGAGACCACAGAAGUUGCCAUUUGCAUCCUUCCGGGCUUCUGUUGGCACUGUGGUGCAAGACCUAAAGUGGAAUCCUGCUCAGGCCUCCACCGUGGCUGUCUGCCUGUCUGACGGUAGUAUGAUGAUCUUAGACGUUACAGACAGCGUCAAAGCUCAGGCUCAGCUCCCUGCUUCAAGUGGCAUCACCUGCCUUUGCUGGAGUCCAAAAGGAAAGCAAGUCGCUGCAGGAAAAAUGAAUGCUACUGUCAGUCAGUAUACACCAUUAUUAGAAGAGAAAAAAGUCAUCCCGUGUCCACACUUUUACACAUCUUCACCUGAUGAACCUGUCAAAGCUCUGGACGUGUUGUGGCUGAAAACCUUUGUGUUCGCCGUGGUGUACGCUGCUGCAGACGGAUCCCUGGAGACCCCGCCUGACCUUGUGCUGAUUUCCCUUCCUAAAAAGGAUGAGAAAGUGGAAACAAAGUAUCUGAACUUCAGUGACACGGUGUACGGUAACUGCACGGAGCGACUGCACCACUACUUCCUCAGUCAUGUGGAGGACUGGGACCUUGUAUUUGCAGCAUCUGCAGCUUCCAUUGAGGUCAGCGUCAUAGCCAGACAAGAUGACAAGACCUGGGAACUUUGGGUCCUCGAAGAUGCCAGCAGGGCGGAGCUUCCAGUUACGGAGACAAGUGAUGACACCCUCCCUCUUGGUGUAGCCAUAGACUUCACCAGCCAACAGGAGAUCUACAUCACUGAUGAGAAGACUUUGCCCCCGGCACCUACCUUACUGAUGUUGUCCACCGAGGGUAUCCUCUGUCCGUUUGCUCUUCUUAACCUCAACCCUGGGGUCAAACAGCUGGUGACACAGCCUGGACCGUUACCUCUGGAGGGAGAGAGAACGCCAAAGCCAGGUUCAUUGUCAACCCAGCCACCAAAACCUCCACCAUCUUCCUUCCCCACUGCCUCCUCCACAUUUUCAAACCUCGGUCUCAUGUCCACAGCUACUUCCACCGUAGCCUCUUCCUCUGCUCCAUUUAGCUUUGUCAACGCUGCUCCGGUGUCGUCGUCUUCAUCGGCUUUCGCCUUCUCAGUCCCAAGUACCAUCGCCACAUCAGCAACGUCAGCGUUCUCCUUCGGGGCAACUUCUGCUACGCCCUUUGGCUCAGGAUCCUUGGGAUCAGGAGCCUUGGGAUCAGGAGCGUUGGGUUCUGGAGCCUUGGGUUCUGGAGCCUUGGUUUCUGGAGCUUUGGGAUCAGGAGCCUUGGGAUCAGGAGCCUUGGGAUCAGGAUCCUUGGGUUCUGGAGCCUUGGGUUCUGGAGCCUUGGGCUCCGGAGUAUUGGGUUCUGGAUCCUUGGGCUUUUCCUUUGCCUCCAAGCCUCCCUCUGACACUCCUUCUGCUCCCUCUGCGUUUUCCAUCAGCACCCCUUCCAUCAAACCCCCAGCGGUGGCACCGGCAGCUUCAACUCUGCAGAGUCUUGUCGCUGCCUCCCCUCCAACUGUGAAGUUGAAUCUAAAUGAAAGGUUCUCAGCAUUGGAGACCCCACCACAGGCCCCACAGUCUUUCUCCUUCACUCCACAACUGUCCAAACCCCUUGUGUCCAAUACAAGCAGUUUGACAGCGCCUGCUCCGUCAGCGACUAAACCACCGGCCGUGCUAACCCCAGUAUGUCCAGUCCAGGCCAGCACACCAGCUCCAGUACAGAAGCCACUUGCUGCUGCCCAGAGUCAAGUCCAGGCUCCACAGGCACCUGCGCCAAGUACCAAGGCAGUGGAGAAACAACCACAACAAAAGAAAGAGUCGGAUCAUAUCAUGGCUGGUAUUUUGGAAGAGAUCGCACACUUCCAGAUGGAGCUGGACGACCUAAAGGCACGAAGUGCAAAAUCAGACUUUAAGGUUGGAACCUCAGACGAAAUGAAGGAGUUGAGGAAAGAGUCUGAAGACCUUCACGUUUUCACCUUGGAGAUUAAAGAAACUACUGAGUCUCUCCAUGGGGACAUCGGCACUCUGAAGACCACCUUACUUGAAGGUUUUGCGGGCGCAGAAGAAGCCGUGGCUCAGAGUGAACUGAGCAGAGACAAAAAUUACAGACAGCUGUUGUACAAAAAACCUCUAGACCCACGCAGUGAAGAACGUCUCAAGGAGAUUCGCAGAUUGUACCAGUACGUUACAUUUGCUGUCGAAGAUGUCAAUGACGUUUUGAAUGUGGAAUGGGAGAAACAUUUGGAGAAGAAGAAAAAGCUCAAACACAUGGUGGUGCCGGGCCGUGAGAGUCUGUUCAACACGCUGGCCAAUAACCUGUACAUCAUCAACCAGCAGAAGACCAGACUGGAUCAGUUGGUUAAAGAGUUGACUUCAAUGCUGCUGUACAACAACACCGCAGCAGAUACAAUCAAUGACACUGCUGCAGCGACAACAGCCUGCAGUUUGGAAAGUGAGCUCGAGAGUUUGAGGGAUUCACUGCUCAAGGCCAGACUGGACACGACUCCCCCCAAGGCUAAAUCACCAUCUACGGUCAAGAUAACACCAGCCAAACAGUCGCAGCUGCGUAACUUUUUAUCAAAGGGACAGAUGCCUCCUGUUCGCUCAACUGCACCAGCCAACCUGUCUCGAUCAGCCUUCCUUUCUCCUAAAUACUAUGAGGACUUGGACGAUGUGAGCUCCACGUCCUCCCUGUCCCAGUCCCUGGAACCUAACGCAGCUCAUUUGGAAAUGGAGGAGGAGGAGGAGGAACUACAGUCAGAACCUCUCCCCAUGACGGUCUUACCCCCUGUGCUCGCAGUCUCCCGCCACCCGACUGUUGUGAGGACCCCGUCUAUUCAGCCAGGCUUUGGGGCGAUCCAGUCCACUCCUUUGAAUAAACUUCAGUCAGUCCAAGGUCUUGGCUUUGGCCUCAGCCCUAUUGCCAGUCCAGUUCCAACCAAUAAGAUCAACCUGAGUGGAGCUGACAGCACCGCUCUGGCCACAAAGACAGUAAAACAUGGAGCUCCGCCAAACGAGAGAACUGUCCCCGUCACCAUCUCUGCCCAGCAGGCUGCAGCGACUGCUGCUCUACGCAGACAGAUGGCCAAUCAGAAGACAGCUGUGAGCGCUUCCCUGACCGAGUCAACUCUGAAGACGGUUCCUCAAGUGGUCAAUGUCCAAGAACUGAGUGAGAAGGCUCCGUCUGCGGCGCUGUCCAACGUCAUCAGCCCUUCUGUCUCUGAUCCAGCAGCUCAAGCCUUUGCAGCAGUUUCUUCUGCUCAAACUAAACGAAAUCCUGUACAAGCAGUCCAGACUGUGUCCGCUGAUACUACAGCCCCCCAACAGACAGGCUUUGUAUUUGGUCAGUCCUCCAGGUCUGACGUCUCUGUGGUUUCUACUACAACAACAGAGCAAAGUAGCAUCAAAGGUUUCUCCUUCUCCACAUCAGGGUCCUCAGGCUUCAGUUUCGCUUCAGUUUCUCAGGGCUCAGGGGUAUCACAAGUUAAGGAUGUUAAUAAAUUUUCCUUUAGUGGAAAUGGCAAGAUGGUUUUUGGACAGACCAGCGAGGACACGUUCUCCUUCGCCCCAAAAUCCACCUCCCCAGCUCUUCGCAAUGGAUCUCCCAGUCUGCCUCCGAACCAACCUGGAGAAGCAGCCAAGGCUGCCUCUACAACAACUGCCCUCAGGGUAGAGCCACAGCCCUCCAAGACAAUUGGAGGAGAAACGCUGGGCUGUUUCUCUGGACUACGUGUAGGCCAAGGGGAAGAAGCCAAAGACGGUGCCAGCAAACCCUCUGCUGCAGCAUUUACCUUCGGAGACAGCGCGUUUGGGGUUAGCAAGGGAGCAACGCAGUUUAGCUUUGGUGCUGGUGUCCAUAAAUCUGCAGAAGAUUCAUCAGGACCGGACUUGUCUAAAGUGUCAGUGUCUCGCAGUUUGUUCAAACCUCCUGAAAACAGUACGAAGCCCGCCUUCUCUGUGCCCCAGGCCAACUCGGCUCUCUCCGCUUUACCUACGUCUUUGAGCAGUCUUCUCGCAGCGUCUUCAGACUCAUCGGAAGACCCCAAAGCUCCGUCACAACCGACGCAGACCACACCGCUCCCUGAAAAAGUACCUGCUGGUGAACCCUCUGUGGAGACGACAACAGCAGCCUCGGUCAAACCCGUGUCUGCAGUAGCUCCUGAAAGUACAGAGUCCACGGCCGUCAAACCAACACCAGCAGUGGUCGAAGCAGCGCCAUCACCUGCUCCCACAUUGACUACAACUACCCCCGCCAUAGACGCUCCUCCCCCCUACGUCGCACCUCAAGAAACCCCAAACCCUCCACCAGUGAUUGCUGCUCCCUCGGUAGAAUCCACAGCAGAUGCCACCAUCACCACCGCCAACCUCGCCAUCAUCAACCAUCCUGUGACGACGGCAGCUUCUACCUUCGCCGUAGUACCAGCAGCUUUUCAGGUUCCCUCCUCUGACAAACCAGGUUCCAUAUUUACCCAACCUCCCCCAGUAACGACAGACACCAGCUCCAUCGGAGUCACAUCGGUUAUUACCACAGUCGUCACGCCUGCCACACCUACCCCCACCCUGACUACAACUACUACCACAGGCACUGUUUUUGGCCAGUCUGCUGCACCUCCAGCUUCCUCAGGUCCUGCACUGACAGGAUUCCCUUCAUCUGGGUUUGGGUCUACCUCAGGAAACGCUUUUGGCAAACCUGUGUUUGGGCAGGUGAGUGGCUUCGGACAGCCUGCCGGUAACACUGCGACGGCCGGUGGCUUUUCUUUUGGACAGUCAGGCUUUUCAGCAAACCCCAUUAGUACGACUACAGGAGGAGGAGCAGGAGCAGGAGGUCUUUUUGGUGCACCUACUGCCAGCAACGCAAGUUCCUUUUCUUUUGGCACCAGCAGUGCAAACACAGCCAGUAGCCCCGGCACGGGACUGUUUGGAGGAAGCACCAGCCAAGGAUUUGGCCAGAACUCGGGAUUCGGGCAGGGCUCUGUGUUUGGGAACAACACUACCACGUCGUCAUCAUCGUCGUCAGGAUUCAGCUUUGGACAACCUUCAGCCUUCGGAUGCUCUUCUGCCACACCUGUGUUUGGCCAACAGCAGAGCAGUGGCAGUGUGUUUGGACAGCCUCCAUCUGGGGGCGGUGUGUUUGGCUCAGGUUCAGCCAACACUGCGUCCCCAUCGUCCUCAGGGUUCUUCAGUGGCCUCGGAGGAAAGCCGUCGGAGGACGCCGCCAACAAGAACCCUUUUAGCCCCACUGCUUCUGCCGGGGCGUUUGGACAACCUGCCCAGACAGGUACCAACACUCUGUUUGGAAAUAGUGGAGCCAAAGCCUUCGGUUUUGGACAGUCCUCCUUUGGUGAGCAGAAACCAUCGGGAACCUUCAGCACAGGUGGAGUCAGUGUCGCAUCCCAGGGCUUUGGCUCCUUCUCCACUCCGACUAAAGCAGCCGGAUUCGCCAGCGCCCCGGUGUUUGGGAGUCCCCCUGCUUUUGGUGCUUCCCCAGCAUUUGGAGGAUCAGCGACGUUUGGCUCCAGCCCGACCUUCCCCGGCCAGAUGGGCCCCUCAGCUGGGAAAGUGUUUGGAGAAGGAACAGCAGCCGCCAACAUGGGUGGAUUUGGGUUCGCUUCUCCUCAAGCAACACCAUCCUUUGGGGCUCUAGCCAAUCAGGGCACUUCGUCAUUCGGGGGCUUGGCUCAGCAAAGCCCUGGGUUUGGAAGUCAGCCCAGCAGCUUCUCUGGGUUUGGACAGCCGCCGCCGCAGCCACAGCCACAGCCACAGCCACAGGGCGGAGGCUUCCCCACACCUACAUUUGGAUCUUCAAACCAACCACAAGGUCCACAAACAUUCAGCAGUUGGAGAAGCUAAUUUUCCUCAAACCUCCCACGGAAUAUUCUGCAGUCAGGUCCAUCGUGCCACGGUGCACGGACGUCCUGUUGUGUUUGGGUUAAAGUGUAAAUAAGAGCAAAUCACUCUUUUGAAACUUUUCAUGUUUUAAAUAAAACAGACGGUUCACAGAAUAGUCUGCAUGCUGUCAAUACCUUCAUCAGACACUAGAGGGAAAAUAAAAACCAUUCAGAAAUGUUUGAAGAUCAUGAUAAAAUAUAUAUAUUUUUUUUUUCUUGUCAGUAAAUCAGUCUUUAUAAUCCACGACGACAGUGCCUUCUCAUCGGCUUCACGAUCUUCAUUUUUCUUUGGUUAAAUGUUAGCGUGUCGUCUCAGCAGGACGUCCGUACACUGAUGAUAAAUGUGACGAAAACUAUUUUAAAUUCAAUACAUAAAAUUUUGCUCAAUGUAAACAAAAAAAAACGAUUAUUUUUAACAACAUUUUGCUGUACAUCUGUUCUUGAUUAUUUUAUAUGCAGAAAUAAAUCAAAUGUAGGAUUGUCUG
Molecule: messenger RNA, 6735 nt
Organism: Cynoglossus semilaevis (tongue sole)
Lineage: Eukaryota; Metazoa; Chordata; Actinopteri; Pleuronectiformes; Cynoglossidae
Gene: nup214
Product: nucleoporin 214
Exons: 36
Coding region: 6-6212 (2068 amino acids)
Biological process (GO): RNA export from nucleus; protein import into nucleus
Cellular component (GO): nuclear pore
Molecular function (GO): protein binding; structural constituent of nuclear pore
Source: RefSeq, a predicted model, not a curated record